AUGUCUCGCUUGGCCGACUACUUUGUCGUGGUAGGAUAUGACCACGAGAAAGAAAGAGGCGGCACCAGCAGCGGAAAGAUAAUCCAGAGAUUUCCAGACACCGACUGGGAAAACUGCCCUUUUACACAAGGGAUAGAACUGUUUUGUCAACCAGUAGGAUGGUCGCUGUCAAGUCGCCGGGAGCCACCACAAUUUUUCGUGGCAGUGUUGACAGACAUCGAUGCAGACCGGCACUUCUGCACAUGUCUGACAUUCAGCGAGACAAUCGCUAUCACGAGUACCAAGGGAGAUGACCCAGAUGGGGAUGAGCCUUCGGGGAUUCACAGCUCUCUCAUGUUCGCCCCGAAGUCCCUCGUCCUUGUUUCAAGACUUGACUACUUUGAUGUGUUCAGGAACUGCCUCGGAAUUAUUUACUCCACCUAUGUUGAUAAGCUGGACUAUCAGUUGGAGUCUCUGGUGGGCAACAUACUAGGCUGUAUUCAAGUACCGCCUAUAGGUGGACCCCAGGUACGGUUCACCAUCGGGGCUGGUGACCGCCAGGCUUUACAGCCUCCACUUAGUUCAAGCAUCCCUGUAUCUGGCAAUACAGUGGCCCUCCUCUUCAAACAGCUGGGUAUUCAGAAUACCUUGGUGCUUUUCUGUGCAGCAUUGACGGACCACAAGAUUUUGUUCCACUCUCAGAGUAACUCUCGUCUGACAGAUGCCUGUCGAGCCCUCACUGUUCUUUUUUAUCCCUUCAAGUACAGCUAUGUAUAUAUUCCUAUCCUACCGGCACCCCUGAUAGAAGUGCUCAACACUCCAACCCCAUUCCUGGCCGGUAUUCAUUCAUCUCUCAUGGAUGAGGCCUCUGAUCUCUUAGAUGUAAUCAUUGUAGACUUAGACGGAGGAAGUGUAUUUAUUCCUGAAUGUAUUAAUCUGCCCAUGAUUCCUGAACCAGUACUCACACGGACAAAGACAUCCCUCAAGAUGGUUUUGAACCCAGACCUACUCAUGGCUGACCAUGCAUUUCCUGCCCCAUCUCCGAAGAAGCCUGCCUCAUUAGAACAAAAGGACAAAGAAAUCCGUGCAAUAUUCAUUCGUAUGUUUGCUGAAGUUUUUGCUGGAUACAGAACUUGCCUCACACUGAUUCGCAUUCAUCCUGAAGCAUUUAUAACCUUUCAUAAGGCAAACUUCCUAGGUCACAAAGGGAUGGUGGAAGAUGAUUUCCUAAUUCGUGUUCUGGAUGCCAUGGCGUUUGGAGGCUUUGUAGCAGAGCGUGGACCGCCAUACCGAGUCUGUGACAUAUUUGAUGAGGUGUAUGCCGUUCUACAGGAACAGCUGAAGGAAGAAGUGAAUGACCCAGAAAAAACAAUGAGUAACAUCAAGGAAAUCGCCAAACAGCUUCAUACCAAUGAGUGUCCUAACCCACAACCAUACGUACAGAAGGUACCCAAGCCCACUGAGGGAGCAUAUUCACGUAUACAUCAGCCUCCAUUUCCUUAUCUGGACUGGGCACAUGUACAGAAGAUCAUUGAUGAAGGUGUACACAAACAACCUGUCAAGACCAAGUUCAAUAACUUACGGCCACCACAGCUGAGAAUAGUACCGAUAGGUCCAACCAUUACCCUCAUCACUGACAGACUCAGAAUUGUGGACAACAAUGCCCGACGUCUCGAGGUCCUACGCAAUUGUGUCACCUUCAUCUUUGAGAAUAAAAUCACAGAUGCAAGAAUUAUAUUCCCAGCAGUGCUGCGUGCCCUGAAGAGCCGAGUGGCUCGUCUAAGUCUAACACAGGAACUGAGCUACCACAUACGCAGCAACAGAGCCAUGCUGGAGCACCAACAGUUUGAUCUAGUCGUAAAACUCCUCAACUGUGCUCUACAGAAUGACUCUAGCAUGGAUGAAAAUGGAAUUGCAGCAGCCAUCCUUCCUCUAGCUACCUCCUUUUGUCGGAAACUUUGUACAGGGGUGAUCCAGUUUGCCUACACACUGGUACAGGAGCAUCCAGUCUGGUCGAAUCAGCAAUUCUGGGAGGCUGCCUUCUACCAGGACGUCCAGAAACAGAUUAAACAGCUGUAUCUACCCCAGUACGAAGAACACAUGAUAAUGGAAAAGAAACGUGACAGUUCUUACAGCCCGCCCCAGUACAGAAAUGAUGAUGAAUUGAAUGUACCAUCUUAUCGUGGCUCAUCUACAACACCAGAUGCACAGAGACGACUCUCAGGCUUCAAACCCAGACAGAUUGGGGCACUGGAGAUUGCUGCUGAACAGCUAAGAAUAUGGCCGACCCUGAGCCCCGAGCAGCAGCUUGAGAUGACAAAUAACGAAGAGUCAACAGUGUAUAGUCAAGCUAUCCACUACAGCAAUAGGAUGGUGUACAUGAGAGUUCCCUUAGAGACAACCAAACCCAUCAAAACCCUCUCACCACACGACUGGGAGAGCAACAGUAAUAGCAACAUCACUGCCAGUCUGGCGGAGAGUGACAGUAUUGAUGCCGAGAGUGGAUUUGACGAGACAGAGAUUUCUGAUGUUGGAGCGACUGUGGUGCGAUUUGUGACAAGAUUUGUCGACAAAGUGUGCAAUGAUAGUGGCGUGACUCAAGACCACAUUAAGGCUCUGCACCAGAUGGUUCCAGGUGUGGUGGCCAUGCAUAUUGAAACACUGGAGGCAGUCCACAGGGAGAGCAAGCGUCUACCUCCCAUACAGAAGCCAAAGAUCCUGAAGCCGACCCUGCUAUCAGGAGAAGAGGUGGUAAUGGAUGGUUUGAGAGUGUACCUUCUCCCUGAUGGUCGAGAGGAGGGUAUGGGAAGUAACAUGGGAGGACCUAGUCUACUGCCAGCCGAGGGAGCCAUUUUCCUCACUAACUACAGAAUCAUAUUUAAGGGCAUUCCCUGUGAUCCUCUGGCUUGUGAGCAAGUGGUAGUGCGAUACUUCCCAGUGUCCACCCUCACCAAGGAGAAACAGAUCAAGUUGCAAUACACUCCCCAUAUUGACCAGCUCCCAAAGGAUGGCAUCCAGCUGAGAUCGAAUAUAUUUCAGCUGAUGAAGAUCGCCUUUGAUGAAGAAGUGAAUCCAGAGGACGUUGAUGCCUUCAGAAAACUCUCUAACAAAUACCGCAACCCUAACAAUGUGUUCAACACCUUCGCCUUCUCUGGCCAGACAAUCCUACAACCAACGCCUUUACACAAACACAAGGAAAAAAAUGCCUCUCUCAAACAUUUUGCAAAGAAAACUUUGAUAAAGACAGCACGGAAGGCAGGCAUAAAAACAAAACAGUCUGGAAGAAAACCCAACAAGUAUGUGCUUCCAACGCCUCCUCAGCAGCGACGGAGUCUGGCCUCACGAUCCUCUACAGCAGGGUCAGACAGUGAAUCUGACCGACCCACCAGUGAGCUCUAUGAUGACCUUUCAAUCAUUGAUGAGGCAGAUUUCCCCCAGAAUUUGGCCGCUGACCCCAAAUUUCUUGAGAAGCUAAUGACAAGACCUGGCUAUAAUGAUUAUAAACGUCUAGGCUUUGGAGAUCUGAUGAGUGGUACACAAACACUCAGGACAAGGACAGAUCUUUUCAGGAUCAGUACUGUUAAUGCCAACUACUCUGUCUGUCGCAGCUAUCCUGCCCUCCUUGUUGUUCCGGCAUCAGUGGCAGAUAACAGUAUACGCAAGUUUGCUCGCACCCAUCGGCAAUCCAGAUUUCCUGUGAUAACAUGGCGCCACCAGAGAACCAAAGCCCUCUUGUUACGGGCAAGUGGCUUUCACAGUCGUGGUCUGAUGGGCAUGCUCAAGCCAGAAAGUGGCUCAGGUACAUCUGGAGGAGAACCAUCAUCUAGCCUUCAGCAGGAGCGUUACUUCUCCUCCGUCGUAGCUGCCACACCUAACAGUGGACGUGUAUGCCACCCUUCAUGUAGCGACUCUCUCACUAGUCUUGAUUCACUGAUGAUGGUAGAACAACCGAUCACUCUGCCAGACACGCCUGAUAUGCUUAGGCGUGCCUACAAAACCGGCAGUGUCCGGAGUAUGGUCAAACCAAAGACUACGUUCCUUACCCUGCCUCGGCGGUCACGGUCACGAGCUGGUUACUGGCAAACUUUCGGAAGGAUUGGCAGCAUUAAGGAAAAGUCACGGAUGAGUGGCACUGCCAGUCUUGACUCAUCUGCAGCUCGUCUGAAUGGGGCACUGAGUGAUGGUAGCUAUGGUGAUCGUAGUCAUGGUGAUCUCAUCAACAGCUCUGUACAAGGCCUGAAGCGUGUGGCUCUCUAUGUUCUUGGCGAGAAGGCACAAAUGAAGGGUAUAAAAAUGGAAUCUUUUCCCAAAUGUGACUUUAUACCAGUGGACUUUUAUGAGGUGCGUCAUGUCAAGGCCAGCUUUAAAAAGUUGAUGAGGGCAUGUGUUCCAAGUGCCCCACCCACGCAGGAAAACACUUUCUAUAAAGCAGUUGAGGAGUGCGAGUGGCUGCUACAGAUACAGAACAUCCUGCAGCUGGCUGGAGCAACAGUUGACCUGUUGGAUGUACAGGGUUCUUCGGUAAUGAUGUGUCUAGAGGAUGGAUGGGAUUUUACCACACAGGUAGUGUCCGUGGCCCAAAUUCUCCUUGAUCCCUACUACCGCACAAUUGAUGGCUUUCGUGCCCUCGUUGAGAAGGAGUGGCUGUCUUUCGGUCACAGGUUCACGCAUCGAAGUAACCAGACAGCUGCCAAUCAAGCAAGCGGUUUCGCUCCACUCUUCCUGCAGUUCCUUGAUGUAGUACAUCAGGUGAUGAACCAGUUCCCGCUGUCGUUUGAGUACAAUGAUUUUUACCUGCGUUUCUUGGCCUACCACUAUGUUGCCAGUCGCUUCAGGAGCUUUAUGUUGGAUAACGAGUAUGAACGUAUGGAGGCAGGCUGGUUGUGUGAGGAAAGGAAGAUCCCAAAGAUUGAUGAUACAGAUAUAGAAGGAGGGUUUGCCUACCGCCAUCAGCACCAGCCCAGCCUGGGAAUGUCUGUCUGGGACUACAUCGACAAACAUAAUCGCAAAUCAGCCAUUUUUUGGAACUUCUAUUACAGUCCACAUGACCAGGAGGUGGUGCUGCGACCGUAUUCUAACAUGUCAAACCUGCGUGUUUGGGAAUACUAUCUGACAGAGGACCUGGCCCAUGGCCCGCCAUACGAGGUCGAAGUAACGCAGCGUGAAAUACAGCUGAAUGAGGAGGAGGCUGCAGAGAGCUCUGGUCAGAAGUCUCGUAAGGUUGUUAACGGUUGCUAUGACAACAUACGUAUCCAGCAGCCUGAUGCUUUUACAUGGCAGCUACAAGAGAUGUACAAGAUAGAGAGUGAUCUGGGACUCCUACCACAGAAGUGGAAGACAGUGUGGGACAAAAUAGAACGUCCAACCCGGGAUACUAUCCACAGGAAUGCUUCCUUUAACACUCAGAUGGUGCGCUCCCACGGCCGCUCCAUCCAUAAGCGUUCUACCCUGGAGAUUCUUGUCAAGGGCAAGAUGCUCGGUGAAGCUGCUAAAAUGUUCAGUCAGCCGCACAGAUUUGAGAAGUACACCUACACAACACCUGUGUAUUGUGAUUACUGUUCACAGGUCCUGUGGGGACUUCUGAAGACAGGUAUGCAUUGUGCAGACUGUGGCUAUAACUGUCAUGAAAAGUGUGUCAACAACGUGCCAAAGAACUGUACAAAGCUCAAGAUUGUCGCCGAUAGCAACAGUAGCUCAAAUGUGUCGCGGGCUGGAGGCUCUGAGUCAGGGUCUGUUACAGGGGUGACAACAGUAACUAGCAGUGCUGCAGGUUUUGAACAGAUGUCUUCAGGUAGUGGAGAACAGCCAACAUUUGAGGGAUACCUAUACAAGCGUGGUGCUCUGCUCAAGGGAUGGAAACAGCGCUGGUUUGUCCUUGAUUCAACCAAACAUCAGCUGAGGUAUUAUGACGCUAUGGAAGAUUCUAGUUGUAAGGGGUUCAUCGACUUACUAGACAUUGUGUCAAUACAGCCUAUCAAAAAUGUACAGGGUGCACCAAAGAGAUCUGAUGAAAACGCUUUCUUUGAGCUGAAGACAGUUCGUCGAGUGUACAACUUCCUGGCAUUUGAUGCUAAAACAGCCCAGGAAUGGAUUGACCGAAUACAUAGCUUUAUAUGAAACCUCAUUUAGACAUUUCCUAGCCUCACAGAAUUCUCAACUGGUUUCUUUGGAAAAGAUUUCUGUAAUUUAGUGUUGAUGAAUAUGUCAUAAUAGAACUUCUUGAGGUAUAACACGGUUUAGAGAAGAAUCAUCGACCGUUAAUUGAGUGAUCAACGAUAGCAUGUCUCUGUGUGUUGUGACGGCCACACUAUGUAACACAUCAGUCGAAGAACAGGGUAUUUCACAUAGUGAUGGUCUCGUUAUAAACCAUAGCAGAUAAACGGAGUGGAACAUAGUGUUGUGAGGGACCGAGGGCAUAUAUGGUCACAAAAUUUGGUUGUGAGAGACCACAAAAGCAGGAAUGACCUUGGUAGAGGUCAAAAUGACCACUGAUUGGCUUGACACUUCGACUUCAACUUACCUCACAGCUGAUACACAUUACAAGCAAUUUGAUGACUUGUCAAUGAAAUUGAAUUAAAUUACUCCUGCAUGCAUUUCGCAAUUUCUUUUUCUUAGAUUGGUGUUAAAAAAUUUUUCAUUAAAUUGAACAUUUUUUCAUAAUUAUGAAUUUGUAAAUUCAAGUAUAUUUUAAUUAAAUUAGAAUUUUAUCAAGACUAACAUAAAGAGAAAUUGUCCAUUCAAUGCAGUGCUCUGUUCACACUGGAGGAAAAUGGCUUUAACUGGUAUAGUGUGUGUGUUUUGGGCUAGGGUCUAUAGACAGAGUGUAACAAUGUAUGGUGAGUGAAAGGUCAAAAGGGCUAUUUGUAAUCUGUUUUACAUGGGGAUCAAAUGUUUAUAACUUUGCACAACAUCAUACUAUUUAUUAUUUUACUACAUACCUUAUAAAAGAUGUGACCAUUUUUGUGUCAGUUUUAUGUGACUGUCAUAAUAACAAGUAAUACACUUUUUUUUUUGUUUUUUCCAUUUAGUUAAGUAAUUGAUGUUUGUACAAAUAUGCUUAAGUUUCAUAAAGCUGUGUGAUUGUUUUCAACCAUUUGUAAAAAGAAACGAGUUUUAUUGUAGAUACUGUUGUUUAUGUAUAUAUAUCAGCCUGCGGUUUACUCUGUUUUGUAAAUAACCCAAUAUUUGUAUAUGUUUUUCUUUGCUCAGUUUCAAGUGUACAUAUGUACAUGAGUUACAACACCAGUCAUUAUACACAUCUACACAAUGUCAUUACUACACUGUAAUCGACAUUGGAAAUGACAGUUGACUCCUCAAUCUGUCGAUAAUGAGAAAUUAGAGUGAAAUAGUUCUCAUUUGCAGCAAAAUAUUUAGACAAGAAGUUUGAAAUAACUCUCAGAUUUAGUACGAUAUCAAGACAAGAAGUCAAUUUGAAAUAAUUCUCAGAUUUUGCAAGAAAUUGAGAAGUUUGUUUGAAAUCAUUCUCAGUUUAAUUUAACACAGUUUAAAAUGAUUCUCUGUUUUAACAAAAUAACAGCACGUUUGUAUAUUUGUUAUAUUUGUUUUUAUUUUUCACAGGUACGUUUUCUCAAUAAUACAUUAAAAUCCAGUUUGAUUUAACAUGUCAUUGAAUUAGAUGUUUCAAUCGUGGAUUUUGUUGUGAUGCUUUCAUCCCUGUUCUUAACUGGUAAUAUCACAUUAACACUAACACCAGGUAUACUUAUUUUAACAAAUAAUCUUUUCAUCAUGUCUUUUUAAAUAAUGUUUUUGUUUCUUUAAUAUAUUUUACUGACUUCAACCACUAAAAUGAUUUUAAAUAUUUUAUGGGUAUCUAAGGAACAUAACAUUUGUCACUUUACUGUUGUAUUAUGUAAGAUUACAAUACAUUGUCUGGAGUGGUCUGGACAUGACAUCUCUAGUCAGGGUAAGGUUGUCAUCUUUAUUGUACUAAAGGAUUCAAUAUUUACCCUUCAAAAUGUAAAUAUUUGUUCAAGGAAUUCUCAUGCACCAUGACAUGAUUUUGGCAGUAUUACAAUAUAACUUAUUGGAUGUUCUUUUCAGAGAAUACUUUGAUAUUUUAAGUACAAUCUUUGAGUUUUUUAACAUGAUCUUAAGUUAACAUGAUUGAAAAGUUUUCUGUACAAGGGUUUGGAUGCUAUAUCAUGUGUGUUUAUCAACACAUUUAGCCAGCAAUAUAAUACAAUGAACAGAUCUUCACAGAAAAACAUUGACCAAGGCAAGAAUAGAAAGCAUUUCAACAGACAUGUAACAAAUAUGCAUCUUUAUAUAUUUGUUGACGUUCCCUGGAAAUCCAUGACCUUAUUUCCACCAAAGAAAUCUCUUCUGUUGACAUGCUGAGAUUUCAUUAGGCUUUAUUUAGGAAUCAUAUAACUGCUUCCUAAUGCUUUGAAUCUUAGUAUGUGCUUAUUUUAGUUGGUAUGGGAUUGGGCUCUCUGCUGUAGAGAAUCUCUCCCAAUGGCACACAAUUCUCUGCCACUGGAAGGACCAUUGGUGCCAGGAGGAUGGCAAUCUCUGCCACUGUGGUCAGGAAGUCUGCCACUGGGGUGGGGAUCAGUGUCACUGGUUUGGGGAUCCGUGCCACUGGGGUGGGGAUCUGUGCCACUGGGAAGGGGAUCUGUGCCACUGGGUUGCAGAUUUGUGCCUCUGGGAAGGGGAUCUGUGCCACUGGGUUGCAGAUUUGUGCCACUGGGAGGGGGAUCUGUGCCACUGGGUUGCAGAUUUGUGCCACUGGGAGGGGGAUCUGUGCCACUGGGUUGCAGAUUUGUGCCACUGGGAGGGGGAUCUGUGCCACUGGGUUGCAGAUUUGUGCCACUGGGAGGGGGAUCUGUGCCAUGUCUUGGGCUCCUUAUUAACACAUCAUUGAACAGGAGUUUACCUGUAAAUAUAUCAUUUCAUAUUUAUGUGACAUGUAUAUAAUCUGUACGUAGGAACUCUGUACAGUCGCUAUAUAUAAAACAUGACACUGUACAUACCUGUAUAACACCAUGACCAUGUUUUUGUAUUUAUAUAUUAAGUGGCUCAAACCUAGCUACUUAUUGGACAGCUAUUUUCUACUUGUCUGUAAUGCUUUUUGGAAGUUUUAGUGUAAAAGCUAUGCAUCAGUGUAUUACUUUUGUUGAUAUACCCAUUUUUCUAUGUGGGCUGUCAGUCAUGUGUACGCAGUGUUGACAACUUAUCAGAUUAUCUGGCAUGACCUGUUAAACAAGGGUCAAAGGUCAGGGGGCAUUUGUAUAGAAACAUAUUUUCAUUUCAUUAUUGUGACUUUUUUUGAUACUGGGAAUAAAAUGCAAAGAUCAUUUAAUGAACAGAAAUGGACAGAACCUAUACUGUAAAAUGCCUCUCCUACGGAGUUAUUAUAAUUCAGAUGAUACAUAGGUCCGUGGAAGAUCAUGGAAUGUUUGAAUUUACAAACAGAAGAGAAUAUGUCACAAAUGAGGUCCUGCUGUGCUCCACAAAUUCACAAUUUCUAUCAUUUGUAAUAUCAUACUGGUGCUUCAAUGAAUUGGGAAGUGAGUUGGCAACACUGUGUGCGAUUACAUUGAAUCAUGGCUCUGUAUAGGGCCCUGAUCAACUGGGGUCCCUCCAAGCUCUGCUAGUACAAUGUAAACUUGACAUAGCCAGUUUGUUGAGACUUGAUUUCUAGACAUAAUGCAUUUCCUAGGAUCUAGUUAAAAAUCAGAUCUCGUGUUUCCUUUUUGUAUUUCAUAUCUCGUCACAUUUAAGGAGGUCGAAAAUUAAAUCGGAAUUCUCAUUUUGAUUAGAUUGACAUGUUCUGGUGAAAGAAAUUCAGAAAUACUGUUAAAUAAAGUGUAUGUCCUUGUGUGGUUUUCUAAACAUGCUUCAUCAAAUGAUUCAGUGAUUCUAGAAUCACCUGUUUUAUAUCAGUCAUACUGAUUUCUUGUUUUACCUGUGAGGUUACCUGUCUUGGCCAGUAACAUCACUUUGUGUGAGAAACAUAUUCAUCUUCUCUCUGUAAUAUUGCCAUUCAAAUACUGUCUCUAUUUGACAGAUGUUUGAAAAUUUACAAGUAGACUUUAACUCUAAUUAGCUGUGUUAACUAUGACUGAGUAAUCCAGUAACACUAGUGUGGUACGUUGAGUGAAAGAUUAAUUAAUGUUUGUAAAUGUUAUCAACACCGCUGUCAACUGACCAGAUUACUUCAUAUAGUGUAUUUCAGGUUAUGAUCAGUUGGAUAUAGAAAUACUAUAUACUUCUACCACUCAAUAGCUGCUGUCAUCUCUUAACUUUAGUGUAGCUCAAAUUUCGUAGUUCUUCCAUAGUUCUUCCAGUUAUCUCUUCUGUGGUUACUUGUACUGUAUUUCUGGGAAAAGUUGAUCACAAAAAUUGUUUGGGCAAAAUAGGGAAAAAAAUCAGUUUUUCCUGUUUCGGCCUAAAAAAAAUUUGGGG
Messenger RNA from Ylistrum balloti, 10407 nucleotides. Its product is annotated as myotubularin-related protein 13-like. The record is from RefSeq and is a predicted model, not a curated record. The transcript is spliced from 41 exons. Lineage: Eukaryota; Metazoa; Mollusca; Bivalvia; Pectinida; Pectinidae. Bases 1 to 6096 code for a protein of 2031 amino acids.